This is a messenger RNA of Prorocentrum cordatum, 1881 nucleotides long. Lineage: Eukaryota; Dinophyceae; Prorocentrales; Prorocentraceae. The record is from the annotation of a GenBank genome assembly.
AUGUCCCACGCGGCGCUGCUCGUCCACACGGGCGCGCUGUCGCUCGAGAGGUUCCGGGCGGUCCUGCAGUGGCUGAGGUACACCAUCCGUCUGGGGCUCUCGUCGACGAAGCGGGCGCAGGAUAUGGUCGCACAGAAGGUGUCGAGCCUUAUCAUGGCCCGCCGGGCCAGCUAUGCCCGCAGCCUGGUCCAUCCGUGUUCGAUAAGUUGUUUCUUGUCUUCGGCUCUGACGCUGUGGAAUGUCCUCACGAAUCGCGAGCGAGUGCACUCCGUCGGGGCUGACGUACUGUUUUUCACCAUGUAUUCGAGCAUCUUGGUGGUGCUGUUUCGGCCUUCAUGGAUCACGCCAUCGUCGGUAGAGCUCUGGGGCGCCUGGGCCAUGCUGAUGGCCACGGUGGGCGCAUCGCCACUGGUCACGUCGAGCGACAAGCUCAUCGUCGUGUCCGCCACCCUGGGCGUCGUCAGGCUCUGCGUCAGCCUGUUCAUGCUGAAGCUGCCCGGCCUCGUGUUCUGGAACGCCGCCUACUGGGGCGCCCUGAGCCUCCACCUGCACCCGUGGAUCCCGUCCGUGGACGUCGGCCACUCGCUGGCGUACCGCCAGCAGUCCCAGAUGAUCAUCAUCGCGGAGCUGUUCCAGUCCUGCUUCGUGGUGCUCCUGGCCUACUCGAUGCACCGCGUCACGAGCGAGUGGGCGCGGCAGCUGGUGGAGGCGCAGGCCUCGCGCAACGGGCUGGAGGCGUCCAGGUCGAUGCUGCUCACCGUGUGCGACGCCGUGGUGGAGCUGGACGCGAACCUGCAGCUGACGGAGCACUCGCCGAGACUCGCCGCGAUGCUGCCUCGCAGUCUCAGCCACAACUCCCUCGUCGGCUCGACGCUGGACAAGUUCAUGUGCUCGGAGGACGACGUACGCCGCUUCAACGCACGCAUGCAGGAUCCCGCGCACGAGAACGACACGAUCGGCGACGUUUUCCACGCGAACAUGCGCAACCGGUUCGGGGGCGCAACGGAGAUGGAGCUCUUCCAUGUCUGCUUCAUGGACGCUCUCACGCAGCUGCCCCAGCAUCUCCUGGGCUUCAGGGAGAACAGCGACUCCGUCUUGUUGGGUCGAUCUCCUGUCCCAGAGCCGGACUGCAUUGCUCAGUCCGACAUUAUUGGUCACGAGGGCUUGCCGGGGAUGGCCGUCGUGUUCGACGCGCUCACGUUCAAGGUCUUGAAGUGCUCCGCGGCUUUCGUUAGGUGCUUCGGGCCGUGCCGGGCCGGCGCGCUGGUCUGCGACUGGCUGCACCAGGGGGGCCCCAUGGUCGAGGUCUUGUGCGACAACAUUAAUCUCUUCGCCAACAGCGCUGAGCCCACCCACUACUUCGAGCUCUGGCCGCUCACGCUGCAGCUGGCUUGCAGCGGCCAGGCAGACUAUCACGUGUCGGUCAUGCUCACGCGGGAGCAGUCCGACGCCGGCGACGACCAGGUCCUGGCGUGCAUGGUGCUGCCCCCCGGCAGCGGCACGGACCACGACCCGAGCGAGCGCGGCCGCAGCCACAGCAGCGAGGCCCGAGCCAGGGCGGGCACGGCCCACGGCGCGGACCACGGCCAGGGCCGCGGCCGCAGCAGCGAGGCGAGCAGGGCCUCCGAGCACGCCCGGGGGGUGCGGGUGCAGCUCGCGCAGCGGCUGCUCGCCGAGCUGGCCGACGCCGACGCGGCCGCCGCGGCCCCGGGGGCGCCGCGCGCCGAGCCCUCCGCGUCCACCUCGCGGUCCUCCUCCUGGACGUGGGCCGAGGAGGCGCAGCCCCCGCCCUGGGCCGCGCCGCGCCGCACGGGCGCGGGCGCGCGCUCCCGGUCCGUGUCCCCCCACAGCAGCUUCGCGUCGAGCUGCCUGGCCAUCUGA